AUGAAUUGCGCCCGAGGUGGCCACGAUCGUCGCUUAACGUUGAUUGCAAUUAUUUUCGCGAAUUUCGCGAGUGCAUUUCACGGGAACAAUGGGGUACUCGAGUACUGGGAUCCGGAUACGUGCAAAUAUGAUGAGUACUUCGAUCCAGUCUCCUUGUCCUGCUCGCGAUGCAACAUCAGCCGGAAUCUCGUACCGGCCGCGGACCAUCUGCGAUGUCGAUGUGACGAGUUAAGCGAAAUGAUCGGUUAUGAGAACGGCAAUCCACUUUGCGCCGCAUGCAGUCCCAACAUGACAGCGACCACUGAUGGAAAAAAUUGCGUCCUGCGCCCGAAUGCACCGUGCAAAUGUUCUUCGAAUCAAAUAAGACGUAAUCUCAAAUAUUCUCACUUUGAUACUUUGUUGACAUGUUGUGCUUGA
Molecule: messenger RNA, 417 nt
Organism: Cyphomyrmex costatus
Lineage: Eukaryota; Metazoa; Arthropoda; Insecta; Hymenoptera; Formicidae
Product: meckelin-like
Exons: 2
Coding region: 1-417 (138 amino acids)
Biological process (GO): cilium assembly
Cellular component (GO): ciliary transition zone; MKS complex
Source: RefSeq, a predicted model, not a curated record